Molecule: messenger RNA, 924 nt
Organism: Candidozyma haemuli
Lineage: Eukaryota; Fungi; Ascomycota; Pichiomycetes; Serinales; Metschnikowiaceae
Gene: SER2
Product: phosphoserine phosphatase
Exons: 1
Coding region: 1-924 (307 amino acids)
Biological process (GO): dephosphorylation; L-serine biosynthetic process
Cellular component (GO): cytoplasm
Molecular function (GO): magnesium ion binding; L-phosphoserine phosphatase activity
Source: RefSeq, a predicted model, not a curated record
AUGGCUGAUACAUAUUCCUUAACAUUCAUUGCACAUGGUCCUGCUUUGACCAAUGAAGAUCAACAACAAAUAGAGAAGUUUGCAACUGUCACAGCGAACUUGCAGAUCCUUGGGAAACAUGAGCUCUCGAAAAACAGAGUCAUAGAUUUUGAGGUAUCUACUACAACGCCAGAUUUGGUCCAGAGGUUGAUCAGCAAUGAAAAUGAUAGGCUCAAACCUGCUUAUGAUACUUUCUUUCAGAAAACUUCCGAUAGACAAGACAAGAAAUUAUUUAUCUUUGACAUGGACUCGACUUUGAUCUAUCAAGAGGUGAUCGAGUUGAUCGCAGCAUACGCCAACAUCGAAGACAAGGUCGCCGAAAUCACCGAAAGAGCUAUGAAUGGCGAGUUAGACUUUAACGAUUCUUUGCGUGAACGUGUGCUUCUCUUAAAAGGAAUCGACGCAUCUACGCUAUGGGACGAGUUGAAGCUUAAGCUUCAGAUCACCAAUGGUGCCAGGGAACUUUGCAAAGCUUUGAAAAAAUUGGGGGUAGUCAUGGGAGUUUGUUCUGGUGGCUUUACUCCAUUGGCCUCUUUCAUUAAAGAACAGCUUGGAUUGGACUAUGCCUAUGCCAACAACUUAGGUGUGGAUGAUUCCAAUAAGUUGGAUGGUACCACCUUUGGACCAGUUGUUAAUGGUGACAUGAAGGCACAAUUAUUGCAAGACAUUGCUGCAAAGCAUGACAUUGACACGAACUCUGCCGUUGCCGUGGGUGAUGGUGCCAAUGACUUGAAAAUGAUGAGUGUGGCUGGUUGGGGUGUUGCUUGGAACGCCAAACCUAAGGUCCAGAAGGAGGCACCUUGCUGCCUCAAUACUAAGUCAUUGCAGGACAUUUUGUACAUCAUGGGCUUCGAUGAUGAGUCCAUUAAAAAGCUUAUAGAGUAA